Anopheles funestus (African malaria mosquito) is the source of this 1924-nucleotide messenger RNA. It is a transcript of the gene Apt1, whose product is annotated as acyl-protein thioesterase 1. NCBI's taxonomy places the organism in Eukaryota, Metazoa, Arthropoda, Insecta, Diptera, Culicidae. The record is from RefSeq and is a predicted model, not a curated record. Gene Ontology annotation, biological process: protein depalmitoylation. Gene Ontology annotation, cellular component: cytoplasm. Bases 347 to 1006 code for a protein of 219 amino acids. The transcript has 5 exons. Gene Ontology annotation, molecular function: carboxylic ester hydrolase activity; palmitoyl-(protein) hydrolase activity.
GUGCGUUUGUUUCCAAUUUUCGGCAAUCUGUACGAACUUCGUGCGUUUGUUGGUGCGCGUCGGAAAAACUUGCUGCCAAGCGAGAAAGCUUGUGGGAAAGUAAGAGAAAACCCCAAUUCGGUAACGAAGGAAAGAGAGGAAAAGGUGAACAGUCGCAGGAAAAAUCAUUCACAUUCGUGCAAACAGUAACGCGUUUGAAAUUUUCCGCGUGCCAAUCGUAAGGUGAAAGUUAGCGUGUCCAGAAAAACAAACGACGAACAAAACCGUUCCUGUGAGACACUUGUCUCCGGCAUCUGUUACCUCCCGCUCAAGGCAAAGCCCAAACCAACAUCCCAAAUUUGCCGGAAUGGCUGCUGCACCUGUUAUCAUUCCAUCGGUAGCGAAGCACACAUCAACGCUAAUCUUCCUUCAUGGCCUUGGCGAUACCGGUCACGGUUGGGCCACCUCGAUGGGAUCGCUCCGUACGCCAGACAUGAAGGUAAUUUGUCCGACCGCACCGAACAUGCCGGUUACGAUGAAUGGUGGAUUUCGGUUGAACUCGUGGUUCGAUCUCAAAUCCAUCUCGAUUAGCGACCCGGAAGAUGAGGAAGGUAUCAAGAAGGCGACCCGUUACGUUCACGAGCUCAUCCAGAGUGAAAUGAAGGCCGGCAUUACCUCGAACCGGAUCAUGCUCGGUGGGUUCUCGCAGGGUGGCGCCCUUGCCCUGUACGCGGGGCUUACGUUUGCGGAACCGUUGGCCGGUGUGAUGGCCCUUUCCUGUUGGUUGCCAUUGCACAAAAGCUUCCCGAGUGUACGAAAGUGUCCCGAUAUUGUGCCGAUCCUUCAAUGCCAUGGUGACUGUGAUCCUAUCGUGUUCUACAAGUUUGGUCAAUUAUCGUCCAGUGUGUUGAAAUCGUUCAUGAAGAACUCGCACUUUCAAACGUACCAAGGGCUGGGCCACAGCUCCUGUGAUGCAGAAUUGAGCGAUAUGAAGAAAUUCAUCGAUGAUCAUGUUCCUCGCCAGUGAAGUGUCGCUGUAUCGACAUUUUAUCCAUCUGGACCACCAAUACGGUGUCCUUAUUUGCAGAUUGUUCGCUUACAUUCGUCAAACCGUACGUAAGAGGGUAUAUAUUUGCGUGAUGGGAAAGUAGAAAAAAGGCAUACUAAUAGCAUCCAAAUGUAGUAUCGGUUGUUUUUUCAAAAUGUUCACAUUCUGUUAAUGCAAAUUUGUAACUUAUGUAAACUCGAGGAUGAAAACAAAACAAAUCAACUGCAAAAAAAAAAGUUUAACAUACCGCGAUUUAACGCAUUAAUGUAGUACGCGUAAGCAAUGUGAAAACAAAAAGCAAGCAAAACGUUAAAAAACAACCCUAAAAUUACCCAGGAUGCGUCGUCGAAAGCAAUCAUAAGCAGUAGGUGAAAAGAUGAAAAGCCAAAAGAUGAAAGGUUAAACUAUCCUUUUAAAAAAACGGACUGCAAAACAAUACAGAAACUGAGUCAAUGUUUAAAAAACACGAUUUUCCUGCACUGUUUGCGUAGCGGCGUAUGCUUGUGGUGGAAUAGAAACACACAAAAGCCAACUGUAAAAUCCCCAGAUAAAUAAAGAUUCCGCCGGCAGCAAACGGCGGGAGCUCUUAUCGCUUGCAUUGCGUGACACUGGAGAGUAGAGCGGGCUGAUAAACUACUUACUAUUAGCAUUUGUGUAGACUUUGCCAUCACGUUAUAGAUAAAAGAAAAGUACUCUCGAUACAAAUAACAAAUUAAACCCUUAUGCGUGAUAAUGGCCCAAACGAUGUGGCGGGCUCAAACAAACGAAAAGGUAUACAGGGGACAUGGGAAAAGCUAUGAGCAGCUACGAUUAAAACAAAACAAGAAGCAAAAGUAUUGAAAUUGUGCAGAAUUGGUACGCAAUCUAUAACUAGCGUCCUAUAAGCGUAUACAGUAC